AUGGACAUAUCAGAAUCAGAAGCUGAAUCAAUUGUUGAGUCUGAAGAUAAUGAUAGUGAGUUUGAAUUGGAUCAAACUGUACUUGAUGAUGAUCAAAUAACUGAAUUAUUAAAUGAACAUAGUGAUGCUAUUGAUAAGGAUUAUGAACAAUCAGAACUUAUAAUUAAUCAUGUUGAGUUGCAAAACUUCAGUGAUUACUCCAUAUUUUCUGCCCAUACCUUGCAAUUGACAGUAAUAGAUUAUUUAAAAGAUGAUGACAUAACUAGAGUUUUAAAUAAAGUUAGAUUUUUGACAAAACGACUUAGAAACCAAACUUACUCUUAUUUAAUAAAAAAAGAAAAGUUAAGAUUGCCAAUACUCGACUGCUUAACACGUUGGUAUUCUACAUUGGACAUGUUAGAAAGAAUAAUGUAUUUAAAAGAUUUUAUAAAAAACAUGUCAGCAAAUGACACUAAGCUUAAAAAAGUUAACCUUAAUCAUUCAGAUUGGAAAAAAGUUGAAACUAUUUCAAAAACAUUAUUGCCUGCAAAAAUAUGUACAAAGAAACUUCAAUGUGAACAACUUACAUUGACAGAUUUUUACGGCGCUUGGACAAUAUUGGACAGGGAAAAAUAUAUAAUGGGAAAUAAAGUGUUAUUAGCAGCAAUUUUUUUGGACCCUCGCUUUAAAAUAACUUUAAAUGAAGACAAAUGUAAAACUGCAAUAAAACAUCUAAUCAAGGUUUGGAUUCAUUUAAAAAAUGUCGAAUUAAAAAAUAACACACAAGAAACAAAUCCAAAUAUUGAAAACCGACAAGAAAGUUCUAACUCAUCUACAGAUUCUACUGAUGAAUUAGAAAAUUUUCUUAAAAAUAAAGAUAAACAAAAUGAUUCAGAGUCUAUUGAUUUUAAUUUAUAA
Molecule: messenger RNA, 897 nt
Organism: Melanaphis sacchari
Lineage: Eukaryota; Metazoa; Arthropoda; Insecta; Hemiptera; Aphididae
Exons: 4
Coding region: 1-897 (298 amino acids)
Source: RefSeq, a predicted model, not a curated record